AUGAUUAAUGUCAGUCUUUCAGUUUUCAUUUUUAACAUAUAUCAUGUUUGUUUUCGUUUUAAUUAUGUUAUUUUCUAUUUAAACUUGUGUGUUCUAAACUAGUGCAAGCUAUUUAAUUGCUCGUUGUUAAUCAGAAAAGUGAAGUAAAUUAUAAAGCGUCUCAUGUAUAGAAAAUUUGGUGAACAAUAAAAAUACUAAAUUGAGUAAUAAAUUGCAAAAUGACAUAUUCCCAGUAUCCACAACUUAUCCAACAAAUAAUAUUAGGCGUUGGCUUGUACGACAAACAAAAUGAAACAUUAAAUUUAUUAAAAAAUAUAUAUAAAUACGUUAUAAAUUCCCCAAGAAGAUUUGAAAAAAUUGCUACUGUUGGACAGCUAUUGAAAGUUUUAGAAAUCAGAGAUGUACUAACGGAAAAUAACAUAGAACCUUUAAAAGAGAUAGCCCAAUUUAUAAAUGACGGAGGUGAAAUUCUACGACGCAUUAAUGUGUAUGAGAAUACUCAUAUUAAGAAAGAAUACUGUAAUCACUAUGAUUCUGAAACAGUUCUGCCAGAAUCAAAACCUAAACAUAAAAAUGAAGGUUUAGAAAAUAUACCUAUUAAUGGUGGCAAUCCAUACAUUCACAUGAGCAAACAAAAGAAACAAAGAAUUCUUGAAACUGUUAUUGAACAAAUAGGUAUUUUCUGGCGUGACUUAGCCAGAAACUUGAAAAUCAGAGAAUGUGUUAUUGAUGAAAUUGAUAAAGAAUGUGAUUCACUUUACUCUAAGGCAUCAAAGUUAUUGGAAUUAUUUGAAAAAAGAGCAGAUCCCCAGAAAUGGUUCAGUGAUCUAUGUAAUGGACUAGAACGAGCAAGACGUAGAGAUUUGACAAAAUCAAUACAAGAUGUUAUGAUGAUGAAUAUUUAAUGUAGGUACAGUGGACUUGAGGUAAUCCGGCCCCCCUUGUAAUCCGACAUGGUGUAUUAUUGUUUAUUAUUGAAUAUUUUUUAACAAUCUUUGCUAAUGCAUGACUGAACAAGUUUGAACUUGUAUGCAUUUACCACUGUUGUACUCGAUGAAUAGGGUAUUAUUUUGAUUAGGAUUGCUUAUUUUGAAUUCGACUAUUGACAUGUGAUGAAGAUAGUGGUGCAGUGUUCAUUAUUUACUGUUUAUACAUUGUGUAUUAUAAAUCAGCUGAGAAGCGAAAGCACAUAUCACUGACAAUUAAAGAAACAUGUGGUAUUGUAGAUUGCCUAAAUCAUAACGAAUCCUUUACUGUACUUCAGAGUGCAUAUACAUACAUACAUAUAUAACAUAGAAUCCCCACCACUGUACUUAGAUAUUUUAUUGUAAACUUGCUGUACUCAUGACUUUGUCGGUGUGGAAAUUAACAAAAUAAAAGGAACCUAAGUUGCUCCUAAUUACAUCACCUACUUGCUAAUAAAAGUCCCGUCAAAAUCAGUCCAGCCAUUUCAGAGAUUAGCCAGAACAAACAGACAAACACAAAAAUAGUAAAAAAUGUUAUUUUGGUGUAUUUACUAUAUUUAUAUUCAUAUGCAUGUAUAAUAGUACAAAACGGUUAUAUCAAUAUUACAUACAGACACUCCAAUUUUAUUUAUAUGUAUGGAUUGUGUAUUGUAAUCUUACAAGAUUUUAUUUAAAUUUUGUACAUAAAAUAAAAUAAUUAAAUAUUAUUAAACAAUUUAAUA
Molecule: messenger RNA, 1687 nt
Organism: Achroia grisella
Lineage: Eukaryota; Metazoa; Arthropoda; Insecta; Lepidoptera; Pyralidae
Exons: 2
Coding region: 219-905 (228 amino acids)
Biological process (GO): signal transduction
Molecular function (GO): protein binding
Source: RefSeq, a predicted model, not a curated record